AUGUCGGAAAACUCGCUAAAAAUAACGCGAAAUGACAACACACGGAAGGCUCGCCCUACCAUCCAGCUUUACUGUCCCAGAAUGCUGAGAACCGUUGCAGCUGGCAAAAAGGCUGAUGCUAGAGAAAAGAAUAUAAAUAUUCAACAGCCGAUGAAGUCAGCGAAUACUGUGAAAGGUUCCAAAAAUGACAAAGAAAAUGAUAAAAAAAAGGAAAACUGGAAAGACCAAACACAUGAUCACGAAUUUAUUAGCGAUAUGUUAUGGAAAGAGUGUGAUGACGAUGAACGUCACUAUAUUCUUAAGAGAAAUGAUUAUGCUAAUUUGAAUCUUCAUGUUGGCAGUCGACAGCGCAAUAGUAAAGGUUCAUCAAAUAAUGGUACAUACAAAAUAGAAGCGAAUUCCAGCGAAUCAUUACGGAAAAGCAACAGCAGCAUUAACAAAUCAUGCGAUCAUCUUGAGAAUCCAGGUUCUCCAAAAAGAAGACCUGGUAGACGAAUGUAUUCCAGUUCUAACAGUUGCUAUAGUUCUCAAUCACUUUCCGAAAGUUGCUCUACAGACAGUGAUGUACAUCAUCAUAGCGGCCCUGUUAAUUCACGCUUUGGUACCAAAAUAUCUUCAUGGAAUCAAAAAGAAGCAUUCAAUUUAAAUAAGACUUCUCCAGGUAACAAAAGUAGUAGCUAUCGGAAGGAACGGUAUCCGCUAUCAGCGACAUAUCGUUCUCAUCAGCAGCAUUACCAUUCGCAGCAAGGCAGUAGUUACUGUAGUGGAGAUAUAAAGUAUAACUCAAACAAAUCUCGUACUCUACCAUCGCGCCAUGGUUUUGAUGAAGGGUCUCUGUGCGCUGAUGACAACGGUCCAAGUCUAACAAGCUUUGAGCAUCAUAGUCCACUGAAUCGUCGACGAAAUUGGUCUUUCAGAAGCAAUCAUUCAGAAAAUUUCGAUCAUCGCCGCCAUCGAAACAACAGAAGUAAUCGUGUCGACCGAGCUAAUAAUAUAUCACAAGAUAAUAAUCAGGAUUUAUGUGCCAGUCUUGAUUCAAUCGACUUGGUUUCAUUUGACUGGAGUUCAGAGGUAGAAGCUGAAGAACGGCGGAAGAAGGAACGGGAGGAGCGAGAACGCAUGAUUGAGGAACAGAGUUUGCAAACAGGUUCCUCCAGUUCUCAGAGUAAAAAAUCUCAAUGUGAUCUCGAAUCUCUUUCUAAAUUCCGAAAUCAUUCAAGAGGUAUCAAUGGUAGUAGUAGUUUUGGUCGCUUAUACUCUAGCCAUGUUAAGGAGCCGUCAAUCGGACGUGGACAUCGCUUUACCAAUAAUCUACCAAGACAACGAAAUGAUAGCUUUACAAGUCAAACAUCAAGUAUUGCCGAAAGUAUCAAAGAACAAAGUGACGUGGAAAGUGGCAGUGGUGAAAGAACACCAACCAAUGAUGACCGAGAGGCGACAUCAAGUUUUUCCGAGCAAAAAAAUGGCAGAAAAGGAAGAUGUUAUCUGGAUGAGGAAUUCCCAUUUAUUACCCGAGUUCGCAGAUCAGGUGGUCCUACUAUGAAUUACACGUAUCAGGGUGGACAUGAAAUUAGAGGACGAAAUAAACGCGGAAAUCGAUGGAGAAUGAGGAAGCAGCAUAAUCCAGAAAGAGAAGUAGCUGUGAGUGGCUGCAAUUUUGCAACUUCACAGUAUACUCACAGCAGUACGCUCAUUGGUAACAGAGAUAACAAUUUGAGUUCCUCUGCAUCUGAUAUCCGGAAAGCAACCUCGCCUACAACAAUGAAGGAUAUGAGUAGAUCGAAAACCGUUGCAUUGAGAAAUCCUGGAGAGGAAGAAAAACGUUCUGAUGCACCAUCAUCAUCUAAUGGGUCAGCAACGCUUUUGACGGAUGCUUCAAGUGAAUCAUCAUUGAAAAAGAAUAAUAGAUUUAGAAGAGAGCUACCACCUACUGAAUGGCCAAUCCAUUUGGAAAUUUCAUGCAAAGAAGGUCCACAAAUUCAGGCUUUAAAUGAUACAAUCAAUCAGUUAGUCGACCGAAUAACAGAGUCUGCAGAUUCAAGUGCAAGCGAAGAAAUUCUAAUAGCUAGUGAAUCAUUGUCAAAACUUUAUUUGUCAAUCGUGACAAGAAAUAUUAAUUAUACCUAUACGAUGAAUCUGGAGCAACAUUUAUGGAAACAGUGUUUUUACACGUCAAUAGAAGCCCUGCGCACUGCUAGUAGUUCAACGGGAAAUUCGUCGCGCAUUUUUCGCAUAGGUUUAUCGAAGCUUAUCCAGCAGGGUCUUGCCUUUUAUGCACUAUUGUUGAAUAAAUAUGAAGUAGCAUUUGGUUUUAUUAUCGACGACUAUUUAUAUUGGCCCUCAAAUCUACCAUCAGAUGAUUUUGUUGGAUGUAUACUAACUAGUUCUAGGGCUCAUGAAGCAACAGAUCAUGCCAUUAAGGUAGCACUGUUAUCCGCCCAGAGAUUAGCAGUUUCGGUUGGUGAUUUGCACCGAUACAGUAGCAUAGUUUCGGGUAUUAAGGAUUAUUCUCAUGCAAGAUUGUGGUACCAGAAAGCAGCGCAGUUGGCUGCAGGAAAUGGGCGUUCUUACAAUCAGUUGGCUCUCCUUGCUGUUUAUGAGUCAAAAUGGAUCGAUGUAAUAUUCUACUACGUUCGAGCAUUGGCAGCACGCUAUCCGUUUGAGACCGCACGACAACCACUUUUCACAGCUUUCAAUCACGUUCAGAAGAAGGUGAGUGAGUUUGAAAUAGAGCUCAAUGCACGCGUUGGUGAUAGUGUAUCACGGGAGGCCGAAGCAGCUGCCGCUCGAGCUGAUAGACCACGGGAAAUCUGGAUUGCACAUGAUGGAAAACUUUCCUCUGGUGAUUAUGCAAAUAUUGCGGAUCAUCGGGCUAUAUAUGCAUUAAGAUCAGUUUCCACUGUUGAGUUAUUCCGCCGUGCAGUGCCAUAUUUGCUUCAUACAGCUGGACUUCUUAUUACUAAAAUUGGAAUGGAGGAGUAUGACAGUAUCAGCGAACGAGCAUUAUUCCAACUAUCACAGUUAAUAUCACGUGACGAGUGUCCACUUUCGUCUUUACAUCUCAUACAGCUGUGCACUCUUUUUUUAUAUGCAGUUCACAGUUUAACUUUAAAAAAUAGUGAACCAGGCACUUGUUCUUUACAACAACAACAAGCAGUGCAGAUGGUCCUUAGUUUGUUUGGAGUAAUCUUAAAGCCAGUACAUGACCAGCUACCAGAUUUGUCGGAGGUUCUGAACGGUUCUGUUCGACUGUCACCAAAGAUGCGUCGAGUGCUGCCGGCUGUUUUCGUUAUUUCUGAAUGGUUGUCGAUGCCGUCCGUAAAUCGACUGUACAGAAGUAUGCCAUCAUUGGAAUCCAUUGAAACUUCACUUAUGCAAGUUGAUACUUGGAAAUUACUCGCCGAUGUUGCGAAUACUUUAGUGAACGCUGAAUCUAAAGGAAUUUUGUCGAGGACUAUUGCACAGUCUGAUGGAAAAUCGGGAGAAUGUGUAGAAAUUAUGCUUCCUGAAGCGAUUUUUUUGGCAUCCUUCAUUGAUGUGUUUACAGUAUUGCCGAAAUCAUUACAAAUGUCAUCCUUAGCAAAUAUCGACCUUCGCAAUAAUACAACUCUUCUAGCUCUCCAUGCUCGUUUAUCGUCCCUUUUGUCUACAGCGGAAUAUUUGGAUGGUUCAGAAUUGCCGUGUUUUGGAUUCGAUGAACAUUUGCGUUGCUUUGCUGCAGCCCGUUGCGCAUCACCAGUUACCGUUCAAAAUAUGGAAAUGAGAGAAUGCAGUGCUGAUUUUGAUCAGCAGUUGGAUAAUUCAGAACUUAAACAUGAAGUAAUGGAACAAGAUUUAAGUCAUUUCUCAGAGGAAUAUAAACAUUAUAGGCAAACAGUUCGCGAAAAUGAAGUGAAACAGAAGCUCUUGGAACGUGAAACGAAGGGAAAUCGAAUAAUUAUUGAAGUGCGUCCAAACUAUUUGGUACCAGAUACAAACACGUUUAUCGAUCACUUGAUGUCUAUUAAAAAAAUUGUUGAAAGUCAUCGAUUCACUGUACUUGUACCAACAACUGUUUUCUCGGAAUUAGAAAGCCUUUCACGCCUAUCAUCGCCAAAACCUACUGUUGGAGGGCGAGAAGAUUUUCAAGAUCAUUGGGUUGGUGAACGAGCGAAAGAGGCAGUCGCCUAUCUAAAAGAUUUGAUUGGCAAACAAGUACCUCAAAUCUACACAAUUACCAGCAAGGGAAAUCUAUUAACGUCGCUUAUGUUUGCUACGGAAGAAACUUCCGGUUCAGGAGAACUGAAGGCAGUUAAUGAUGAUUUUAUUCUGUCAAGUUGUGUGAAUUUUGCAAAAACUCGAUCUAAGCCUUCAAACGCCGUGACAACAGCACAGUCAGUGUCUGUAUCUAUGAUGGACAUGGAACAGCCAACAAGACUUUAUCGAAGUGUUGUUUUACUAACUGAAGAUCGUGCACUGAAUAUCAAAGCUGUAUGCGAAAAUAUACCGUGCAGGACAGUACCGAGUUUCAUGAAAUGGGCAGCUCUUAAAUAG
Acanthocheilonema viteae is the source of this 4533-nucleotide messenger RNA. NCBI's taxonomy places the organism in Eukaryota, Metazoa, Nematoda, Chromadorea, Rhabditida, Onchocercidae. The record is from the annotation of a GenBank genome assembly.